AUGACUCGAGGUGGAUAUCGUGCCGAAAAGUUCAUAGGAAGGAGUAAGGCUGCUUAUCGUGCAAAAAUUCUUUCUAUUUCAGCUCCAGUAAUAGAACAGGAUGAUACAAGUUCCAUUCUGACUAUGCCACCCGAUCAAACACCGGUCAUUCCUGAGACAUCUCCUGUUUCACAUAACCAAAGCUGCCCAACAGGCCAGAAUAUGAAUGUUCAAAGCAACACAGCAGCUGAGGCAACAUCUAGUCAGAGAAAUGUAUCUGCUUCAGGAGAUUCCAGUUGUAACAAUGGUCGGACCCUUAUUUUUCUGACUUCUUUAGGGUUGGAACCAUCUUCCAAAUGCUCCAGUUCCAUUACAUUGUCUUUCAAAAGUGAAGUUGAUCCUAAUGGGAUCAACUGGAAAGGUGUUUCACAAGAUGUCAAAGAUGGUUAUUUUAGAGAAUUCAAGAAGAAUUUCUAUUGGGAUGCUUCCGUUAGUGAAGUUCUGGUGAAGCAACAAUGGAUGAAGAAGGCUGCAUUAUGCUACAAGAAUUUUAUUUUCAAUAUAAAGAAGCAUAUAGCUACAGUUCAACCGAAAUUUAUAAAUGACCAUGUGUGGGAAGAGUGGAUGAAACUUUGCUGCUGCUGGUUUUAUGCUACUUUUCCAGUAAGCAGCUGUUUUCCAGAACUGCAACAUACUGCCCAAGAAACCAAUAGUUGCUGCUUUCCAGAACUGCAGUAG
Molecule: messenger RNA, 717 nt
Organism: Capsicum annuum
Lineage: Eukaryota; Viridiplantae; Streptophyta; Magnoliopsida; Solanales; Solanaceae
Exons: 4
Coding region: 1-717 (238 amino acids)
Source: RefSeq, a predicted model, not a curated record